This is a messenger RNA of Staurois parvus, 372 nucleotides long. The record is from the annotation of a GenBank genome assembly. NCBI's taxonomy places the organism in Eukaryota, Metazoa, Chordata, Amphibia, Anura, Ranidae.
ACACAACUAUAUAUAUAUACACUAUAUUGCCAAAAGUAUUGGGCCAGCCCUCCAAAACAUUGGAUUCAGGUGUUCCAAUCACCUCCAUUGGCACAGGUGUAUAAAAUCAAUCACCUAGGCAUGCAGACUGCUUCUACAGACAUUUGUGAAAGAUUGGGUCGCUCUCUGGAGCUCGGUGAAUUCAAUUUGUCCUUCCGUGACAUUUCCUUGCUAUUAAAUAUUCCAGGAUCAACCGUUAAUGAUAUUACAACAAAGUGGAAACAACUGGGAGCAACAGCAACUCAGCCACGAAGUGGUAGGUCAAGAAAAAUGACAGAGUGGGUUCAGCACAUGCUGAAACGCACAGUGUGCAGAAGUCACCAACUGUCUGCA